AUGGAGGGGAGAAGAGGAAACGGGGGCCCAGAGAGGUUUAGGGAGCAGCCCCCGGCCGCACAGCGGGCACCGGACUCGAACCAGGGUUUUGGGACGCCCGGCCGGGUGUUCUUGCCGCCUCUCUUAGCGAAGGUCUUCGCCCUGAUCGAGUUCUCCUGCAUCAUCGGGGAAGGGUACACCAACUCGCACGACUCCGAGUCCUCCCACUGCGUCUUCAACAAGAACGAUGACGCCUGUCGCUACGGCACCGGGGUGGGGAUCCUGGCCUUCCUGGGUUCCCUGGCUUUCCUCACCGUCGACGUCUAUUUUCCCCAGAUCAGCAGCGCCAGUGACCGCAAGCACCUGGUCAUGGCGGACCUGACCUUCUCAGGGGUCUGGACCUUCCUGUGGUUCGUCAGCUUCUGCUUCCUGACCAACCAGUGGGCCGCCACCAACCCCAAGGACGUCCUGGUGGGGGCCGACUCGGCCCGAGCGGCCAUUGCCUUCAGCUUCUUCUCCAUCUUCUCGUGGGGCCUGCUGACCUACCUGGCCCACCAGCGCCUGAAGGCGGGCGUCAGCUUCCUCCAGAACUACGCCGACCCCACCCCCGAACCCGGAACCCCCUACCCCAACGUCGCCGCGGACAACUACCAGCAGCCGCCCUUCACCCAGACCGUGGAGCCCACCGAGGGCUACCAGCCACCUCCUGUGUAUUAAGCCGGGGGGAGGGAGGGAGGGAUGAGGUUUGGGGUGGGGGGUGCUUGCCCCCUGCCCUCCCCCUAAGGCCCACAAUUCAGGAAG
Tachyglossus aculeatus (Australian echidna) is the source of this 780-nucleotide messenger RNA. It is a transcript of the gene SYNGR2, whose product is annotated as synaptogyrin 2. Gene Ontology annotation, cellular component: neuromuscular junction; synaptic vesicle membrane. Bases 1 to 696 code for a protein of 231 amino acids. The transcript has 5 exons. Lineage: Eukaryota; Metazoa; Chordata; Mammalia; Monotremata; Tachyglossidae. The record is from RefSeq and is a predicted model, not a curated record.